Molecule: messenger RNA, 1101 nt
Organism: Salvia miltiorrhiza (redroot sage)
Lineage: Eukaryota; Viridiplantae; Streptophyta; Magnoliopsida; Lamiales; Lamiaceae
Product: GTP-binding protein SAR1A-like
Exons: 3
Coding region: 243-824 (193 amino acids)
Biological process (GO): membrane organization; intracellular protein transport; vesicle organization
Cellular component (GO): endoplasmic reticulum exit site; COPII vesicle coat
Molecular function (GO): GTP binding; GTPase activity
Source: RefSeq, a predicted model, not a curated record
AUCGAACGCUUCAAAAAAAAAAAAUAACAAAAUGGAAUCUGUAUUUUAAAGGUGAAAAGUUGGAGGGUGAAAAUAUAAUUAGCGGCCAGCAACCGUGAAAAUGUACACGUGAGCCACAGAUUCCACGCAUUUUAUAUUUAUUAAUUAAUAAUUUUCCCCAAUUUGUCGAGAUUAGUACUACUCCACCACCGUCACUAUCAAUUUCUCCGCCUCAAUCAAACGAGAUCUGCCGCCGAUCACCCAUGUUUCUGUUGGACUGGUUUUACGGCGUUUUGGCUUCUCUCGGUUUAUGGCAGAAGGAGGCUAAGAUCUUGUUCCUCGGCCUCGAUAAUGCAGGCAAAACCACGCUCCUUCACAUGCUCAAGGACGAGAGAUUAGUGCAGCAUCAGCCGACGCAAUAUCCGACGUCGGAGGAGCUCAGUAUUGGCAAAAUUAAGUUCAAAGCUUUCGAUUUAGGAGGUCAUCAGAUCGCUCGUAGAGUGUGGAAGGACUAUUAUGCUAAGGUUGAUGCUGUUGUUUACUUAGUGGAUGCCUAUGACAAGGAACGUUUUGCAGAAUCUAAGAAAGAACUAGAUGCACUCCUUUCUGAUGAGGCCCUUGCCACUGUCCCAUUUCUCAUUUUGGGAAACAAGAUUGACAUACCAUAUGCUGCCUCAGAAGAUGAAUUGCUUUAUCACCUUGGCUUGACAGGUGUAACAACUGGCAAAGGAAAGGUUAAUCUUGCAGAUUCUAAUGUGCGCCCUCUGGAGGUAUUCAUGUGCAGCAUUGUGCGCAAAAUGGGCUAUGGUGAUGGUUUCAAAUGGGUCUCUCAGUAUAUUAAUUAAGGUUGCUGACAUAAAAAUGACUAAUGGCUAUGACCAUAACUCUUCUUUCUUGAAGAAGAUUGAAAAGAUCAAAUAUGAAAUGGAUAGAAGAUUGAUUUCUUUCAGGUUGGUUUGAUUUGAUAGUUGUUAAAACUUAUAUACUGUGUCCUUCAAAUUUGUAAGGUGAACUUCCUCUGCAUCUGCUCUGUACAAUUUUUAUCUGAAAUUUGGCGGUCUAUGAGGAGUUAGGGCUAGAUAAAUGGAUAUAUAUCAUAUCUCUGUGACUAUUUGUAGAAAA